Messenger RNA from Epithele typhae, 3009 nucleotides. RefSeq names its product HECT-domain-containing protein. The record is from RefSeq and is a predicted model, not a curated record. The transcript has 12 exons. NCBI's taxonomy places the organism in Eukaryota, Fungi, Basidiomycota, Agaricomycetes, Polyporales, Epitheliaceae. Gene Ontology annotation, biological process: ubiquitin-dependent protein catabolic process; protein polyubiquitination. Gene Ontology annotation, molecular function: ubiquitin protein ligase activity; protein binding. The coding region runs from base 1 to 3009 and encodes 1002 amino acids.
AUGGACGUCCCCCUCUUUGGCGAUGCCCCCAACAAGCGCAGGCGCGAGAUAAACCUCGGCGGCAACCACACCUUCUCCACCUCGUACAACGACAUCCUCUCCGAAGCCAAGCAGAGACGACUCCAACGCAAUGACCUCAAGCGUCGCCAGGACGCGGCCAUCCGCAUCCAACACGCUUGGCACGGUCACCUUGCCCUCACCAACGUCAGGCAGGCUCUCCGCGCCACAUUCGAGCACGAUGUCACCACCCUUACCGCCCUCCGAUGUCUCGUCCUUCUUGGCCAGGAUGAGGAUGCGCUGGGCAGAUGGUCCAAGGACGUCUCAACUUCAAGACGAGACAUCCUGCUGCAGUCCGAUCCAAGCCACACGGUGCUGCUUCAGCGCGUAAGCCGCCUCCUCCUCCAUUCCCUCUCUUCGAACGCUAGAUCACCCCAUGCAUCCGCACACAUGGAUGCGCUUACCAUCCUCCUCUCCGAGAACCCUCACCGCGCCACCAUAUCGCAAUAUCUCAUCUCCCACGGUUUCUAUCCCUUGCUUCGACAAGCGGUCCUUCAACUGACUGAGAGUGUUCAGCCCGUCUCCGCGUCGACACUUGCACCGCUCACCCAACUCCUCGCCACCCCCUUCGCGUUCGACAACUUGCUCCCGGAUGUCCUCUCCGGGCUCAUCCUUCACAUUCUCACUAUACCACUCCUACCGAAUCGCCUCCUUCCAGCGCUUGGGCCGUUUUCUGCCCGCCUCCCGCUUGCAUCCCUCCACCUCUUGUCCCCCGACAUCAUCACCCACUAUGCACUCUCUUCCGCCGAGUCCAAGGUGCACCUCCUCGCGAAUCUCGCGGCUUUCAUGCCUCCCAGAUAUGCGUCCCUACCGACACCCGCAUUUGCGACCUACCUCCAGCUAACUGCGUUACUCAUGAACGCGCUUCCGACUCUUGCUCUGGAACCUCCAGAGAACAAGACCAAUACAACACGCAACUGGGGAGACGAAGACGAGGACGAGGAGCCAGACACGCAGGUGGAAGUUGUUGCAUCGUUUCAGCCGAAGGUGGAACUGCCGCAGCUCGACGAGAAGACCCGCAAGAGGCUCCAGACGCUUCCGUCGCCCGAUCACAUCACUACGAUCCUGCGCGCGUCAGAUAAGCCAGGCCUACUACAACCUAUCGUUGAGUUCUGCUUUGCGCUGAGCACGGUGUGGCCGACGCGGCGGGACAAGGUGCUGAACACGAUGGUGGCGUGCAGUCGCGGGGCACUCGUGCGCGACAUUUACCGGCAGUUUGUCCGGAGCACGCCCCUGGGACGGGAUGAGACCUAUGCCGAGGUUUCGAGGCCAGAAUAUGCGUCACACUGGCCGCCACUCCUGCUCCUCGCCGACCUCUACACCCAAGCCCUCCUCACGAUGACCGACGAUGAGUUCUUCGGCUCGACGACGUCCAACCCGGACGUUCCUCGGAACCCGCUAUCCCUCGACGAACUCGCAGCUUUGGCACGCACGCUGCUAAACAUCGCCUUCGCACUGUACUGGCGCGAAGACCCCGACGCGAUGCAGGAGACCGUCCCAGGGCUCGGCCAGGUCCGCUGGGCGCACGUCCGGGAGAACGCGACCAAGGCCCUCCAGGCGCUGCACGCGCGCGACUCGCGCCGGCCGUUCGCGGGCGCCGGGCAGUGGCUCGUCUCCGCGCACGUCGAUAUGAACACGUUCAUCCAGGCCGCGAUCGUCGAGGAGCGCCAGCUCGCGCAAGGUGAAGACGGUGCGAUCGGGGGCGGAGUGGGCGCGCGCGCGCUGAGCAAGCGGCAGAUCGCGUACCUCUCGCCGCGCCUCGGCGUGCUGAACAACAUCCCGUUCGCGAUCCCGUUCGACGUCCGCGUGGGGAUCUUCAGGCGGUUCGUGAUCAACGACAUGGAGCGCAGGGGCUUCACGCAGUGGCGCGGGCGGAUGGGGACGACGCGGGUGACGAUUCGGAGGACGCAUAUUGCGCAGGACGGGUUCGAUCGGUUGGGGGAUGUAGACCUCAAGAGCCCAAUUGCGAUCACGUUUGUGGAUCAAUUUGGGCAGGAGGAGGCGGGGAUUGAUGGUGGUGGGGUUUUUAAGGAGUUUUUGACCAGUCUAGGGAGGGAAGUCUUCGACUCGGACCGCGGGCUGUGGUUGCCGAACAAGAAGAACGAGCUGUACCCAGCGCCGCAUUCGUUCGCGACAGAACCUCACAGCCUGGCGUGGUACCGAUUCAUUGGCCGGAUACUGGGAAAGGCGCUUUACGAGGGCAUUCUCAUCGACGUGGCGUUUGCGGGGUUCUUCCUGGCGAAGUGGCUCGGGAAGCAAAGUUGGCUCGAUGACCUUGUUUCUCUCGACCCUGAGCUCUAUCAAGGCUUGCUCUUCCUCAAGCAUUACAAAGGAAACCCCGAAGAGCUCUCAUUAAACUUCACGGUCGCCGAGGACGAGUUCGGGGUCGCAAAAACGAUCGAUCUCAUCCCGAACGGGAGCAACGUCGCCGUAUCGCGCGAGAACCGGCUGCAGUACAUCUACCUCAUCGCGCAUUACCGACUCACGAAGCAGAUCAAGCGCCAGAGCGACGCGUUCUUCGAGGGCCUGUCGGAGAUCAUCGACCCUAAGUGGCUACGGAUGUUCAAUCAGCAGGAGUUGCAGAUCCUGCUUGGCGGCGUUAACUCCCCGAUCGACCUCGACGACCUCCGCGCGCACACGCAGUACGGAGGGCUGUACUCGGACCACGAGCCGACGAUCGAGCUCUUCUGGCAGGUCGUCAACACGCUCACCCAGGAGGAACGCCGGAAGCUCCUCCGGUUCGCGACGAGCUGCAGCCGUCCGCCUUUGUUGGGUUUCAAGGAGCUCAACCCGAACUUCGCGAUUCGGGACGCGUCGGCCGACCAGACCCGGCUGCCGACGGCGAGUACGUGCGUGAACUUACUUAAGCUUCCAAGGUACAGGGACGCGGCCGUGCUCCGGGAGAAGCUCGUUCAGGCGAUCAACUCGAACGCGGGCUUCGACUUGUCAUAA